AUGGGUUCAGGUCAAGAAUUUGAUGAGGGUUGUUCCUGCAGAUUGAAUAAAUGGCGAUGCCGUGAAAAAACAAAGGGGUUUUUCUCAAAUGUGAAUAUGGGGAGUUUGGCUAAUUUGAACCGAGAAGAUAUGUAUGAGAUUACAAAGUUUGGUGCUGCUGAGAAUGAGCAAUUGGUAGGUGGUGUGUUGGUGAUUAGUAUUCAUGCUAAUUCUUAUACAAUGAAUAGAAGAGAUUUGUGGAAGGAUUUAUAUGGAAUAAGUUUGCUUGACAAAUCUUGGUUAAUAAUAGGUGAUUUUAACACUGUAUUAAAUACUAAUGAGAAAAAGGGUGGUAGGAGUCUUCUUACUUCUGCAAUGAGUGACUUUAACGAUUGUGUUGAUUCUUGUGGUUUAAUUCAGGCUCCUAAAAGUGGUCUGGUGUUCUCUUGGUGUAAUGGCAGAGUUGGGAAAAAAAUAAUUUUAUGUAACUUGGAUAGAGCACUUUUUAAUUUGAAAUGGCUAGAUACUUUUAGUGGUUGGCAUUAUCAUGUAGCUACCAGAGAGCUUUCUGAUCAUGGUCCCCUUAUUGGUUCUGAUACAGUUAUUGGAAGAGCUCUAAAUACUCCUUUCAGACUGAAAAAAGUCAUCAAGGUUUGGAACUGGGAAGUUUUUGGAAAUGUUCAAGAAAACCUAAAAAAAGCUGAAGACAAGGUUAUGGAAGAGACUAUUAAAUCAGACAUUGAUCCAACCAAUAUAUCUUUAUUAAACAAUUUGGUUACUUCUAGAGGUGAAUAUGAGAUGGCUGCUAAUAAUUACCAUACUUUUUUGAGAGAUAAAGCUAGAUUGAAUUGGAUCAAAGAUGGUGAUGUGAAUUCUAAGUUCUUACAUACUAGUAUAAAAAUGAGACAAGCUCAAAACACAAUUACUAAAUUGGAGAAUGAUUCUGGUGAUAUUAUAACUACUGAACAGGAAUGUCCUGAUAAAGAUGAAAUUAAAAAAGUUGUUUUUAAUUUGAAUGUUAAUGGUGCACCAGGUCCUGAUGGAUUCAUUGGAAUCUUCUAUAGAGCAGCUUGGGAUAUCAUCAGAGGUAAUUUAUUGGAUGUUGUUCAAUUCUGUUGGAAAAACAACAUAAUUCCAAGUGGUAUGAAUUCCAAUUUUCUUGUCUUGAUUCCUAAAAUGAAAGGAACUAAAACUGCUAAAAGCUUUAGACCAAUUGGUCUUAGCAAUUUCUGUUUUAAAAUCAUAACCAAGAUUAUUAUUGAGAGAUUGACUAGAUAUUUGCCAAAUCUUAUAUCUCAGCAGCAAUAUGCUUUUGUUAAAAAUAGGAACAUUCAUGAGCAAAUUUUGUUAGCUUCUGAGCUAGUAAAUGAAAUGUCAACAACUAUAAGAGGGGAUAAUGUAGAUCUCAAGCUAGAUAUAUCACAAGCUUAUGAUACUAUGAGCUGGGAAUUCUUAUACAGAGCCUUAAAAAAGUUUGGUUUUUCAGCUAAAUUCUGUAACUGGAUUAUGGUUCUUCUUCACUCAAGUAAACUGUCUAUUAUGCUUAAUGGUGGCCCAAUUGGUUUUUUGGAGUUGGUAGAGGCCUCAAAUAGGGAGACCCACUUUCUCCAAUUCUGUUUAUUCUUGCUCAAGAUGUUCUCAGUAGGAAAAUUCAUAAAUUAG
Papaver somniferum (opium poppy) is the source of this 1641-nucleotide messenger RNA. RefSeq lists its product as uncharacterized. The transcript has 4 exons. The coding region runs from base 1 to 1641 and encodes 546 amino acids. The record is from RefSeq and is a predicted model, not a curated record. NCBI's taxonomy places the organism in Eukaryota, Viridiplantae, Streptophyta, Magnoliopsida, Ranunculales, Papaveraceae.